This is a messenger RNA of Sebastes umbrosus (honeycomb rockfish), 720 nucleotides long. RefSeq names its product ADP-ribosylation factor 2a (gene arf2a). Gene Ontology annotation, molecular function: GTPase activity; GTP binding. Lineage: Eukaryota; Metazoa; Chordata; Actinopteri; Perciformes; Sebastidae. The transcript is spliced from 5 exons. The record is from RefSeq and is a predicted model, not a curated record. Gene Ontology annotation, cellular component: plasma membrane; cytoplasm. Bases 166 to 708 code for a protein of 180 amino acids. Gene Ontology annotation, biological process: vesicle-mediated transport; intracellular protein transport.
GGACACGAAACCGGGGGCGUGACACACAUGCGCAGUAGAUCUAAUUCUACCGCGCAUGUGCAGUAGAACCAGGUUGAUGACGUAUGAUCAUUCUCUUUCAAUAGGCCUUGACCAGGACCAGGAAGCGAAGAAGGACUCAGAACAGAUCAGUAAAGCUGAGCCAAGAUGGGUGCCUUCGCUAGCAUGUUUAAAGACUUGUUUGGCAAGAAAGAAAUGAGAAUCCUGAUGGUAGGACUGGAUGCUGCUGGAAAGACCACCAUCCUGUACAAGCUCAAACUGGGAGAAAUUGUCACCACAAUCCCAACCAUUGGUUUUAACGUUGAGACGGUAGAAUACAAGAACAUCAGUUUUACAGUGUGGGAUGUCGGCGGUCAGGACAAGAUCAGGCCUCUCUGGAAGCAUUACUUCCAAAACACACAAGGCAUUAUCUUUGUAGUGGACAGUAAUGACAAGGAGCGAAUUGGUGAGGCGAAGGAGGAGCUGAUGCGAAUGCUGGCUGAAGAUGAACUGACGAAUGCUGUGCUGCUUGUGUUUGCCAACAAACAGGACCUGCCCAAUGCCAUGAAUUCAGCUGAGAUCACCGACAAGCUGGCCCUACACAAUCUGCGCAGUCGGCACUGGUUCAUCCAGGCCACGUGCGCCACUAAUGGAGAUGGUCUCUUCGAGGGUCUCGACUGGCUUUCAAACGCGCUAAAGAAAGUAAAAUGAUCCAUCCGUCCA